CAUCAACACCAACAAUGUCCUCAAAUUCGGAAACUCCGUCGACACCAACGAUGUCUACACCAACAGUUUCUACAAAUCCAGCUACUCCAUCAACAUCGCCCUCAAAUCCCGGCGGAUUAUUUAGCAUAUCAACUUCUUCUUCUACUACACCAUCAACGCCAACUAAUACAGCAACAUCAUCAAUGUCAACUAGUCCAGUCACUAGACCCUCCACUCCAUCAACUACCGGACUUUUCAGUCUUUCAACAACCCCUUCUACAACGCCAUCAAAACCUACAACUCCAACAACAAGUCCAGCAACUCCAUCAGCUUCGACAGGAUCUCCAACGUCAUCAACAAGUCAAGCAACUCCAUCAACAACAUCAAGUCCAGCAACUUCAUCAACAUCAACAAUCCCAACGAUGCCAACAAUGCCAACAAUGCCAACAAUGUCAACGAUUUCAACAACUCAGUCAACAUCUUCAACCAGACCUUCUACUCCAUCUACUACCGGAUUGUUCAGCAUUUCGACGACUCCUUCUACAACGCCGACUGCAUCUACAAAUUCUGCAACUCCAUCAACAUCAACAAUUUCAGGAACGGCAUCAACAUCAACUAAUCCAUCAACAUCUGCCACAACACCGUCCACCCUAUCAACGACUGGAUUAUUCAGCAUUUCAACGACCCCAUCUACAACGCCUUCAACACCUACAAAUCCUACAACUCCAUCAACAUCUACAAAUCCUGGAACUCCAUCAACUUCAACAGGAUCUCCAACUUCAUCAACAACAAGUACAGUAACUCCAUCAACAGCAUCAACAAUUUCUAGUCCAGCAACUCCAUCAACAUCAACAAUGUCAACGACGUCAACUAUGUCAACAAUGCAAACAAUGACAACAAAGCCAACAAUUUCAACAACUCAAUCAACACCUUCAACCAGACCUUCCACUCAGUCUACUACGGGAUUGUUCAGCAUAUCGACAACUCCUUCUGCAUCGCCAUCAACACCUACAACAUCAACAUCAACAACUUCAGCAACGGUAUCAACAUCAACAACUUCAGCAACGGCAUCUUCAUCAACAAAUCCAUCAACAUCUGUUACAACUGCUUCAUCAUCGUCUACAACUGGAUUGUUCAGCAUUUCCACGACUUCUUCAACGACGCCAUUAAUACCUACAACUACAUCAACAUCUUCAAAUCCGGCAACUUCAUCAACAUCAACCAAUCCGGCAACUCCAUCUACAUCAACAAGUCCAGCCACUUCAUCACCAUCAACCACUACAGUAACUCCAUCAACAAGUCCAUCAACUCCAUCAACACCAACAAUGCAGACCAUGCCAACAAGUCCAGUCACACAAUCAACACCAACAACGCCCACAUCUCCAACAACUACACCAAUACCUGCAACAACUACUCCAAUUCCACCCUCAUCAACCACAGGGUUGUUCAGCAUAUCGUCCACCACACGUAAGUUUGAUUAAAGUAUUGAUAUAUUUUAUCUAGUCAGAAUGACGUUUUUGUUACCCAUUCCGACGACCUGAUCACGUUCCACUAACUGAUCGUCCAUUUCAUAUUUUCACCUUCAGCUUCUACUGUCACACCAACGUCCCCUGCCACCACUACAACCAAAUCAACGGGAAAACCAACCGCUCUUCCGUCAACGCCCGGACAGAGUACGACCCCACCUA
Molecule: messenger RNA, 1667 nt
Organism: Culex pipiens pallens (northern house mosquito)
Lineage: Eukaryota; Metazoa; Arthropoda; Insecta; Diptera; Culicidae
Exons: 8
Coding region: 15-1460 (481 amino acids)
Source: RefSeq, a predicted model, not a curated record